UUUCCUUGUGCUUCCAUCUUGCAACCAUUCUCCCCUGUAAACAUUACUUGUUGGUUUCCAUCAAGCGUUGGAUCCAACCUUUUGAUUACUCGCAUUUGACUCUCGGGGAGCUCCACCUUGUAUACACUCGGGAAUCUCGGUGAUAGGACUUUUUAUUGCCUGACUCAUUCAACCUUGCCGCCAAGCAUUUUGUAAACUAUUCAAUCAACAACACUCUUAUGGAAGAUAUUCAAACACUAUUGAACAACGCCAAACAGCUAACAGAAGAUGGAAACAUAAAGGAGGGGUAUUUGUCCAAUGUAGCAUUGAUGGAGAUGGUGCUGAAGCAGAUGCACGAUGUUAAAUUCGUACAUCACUCCAUCGUUUCCAAGCCGGCUCAAUACAAUACCAUGUUAUCGGUAAUGCGAGCCUGUUUGACAAACGCAGAGGAAAUUGUCAAUAAGCACUCUCACUCUGCCGCAUCAUCUACCCCGCCGGCGUCCCGUCGAAGUUCAGUCUUGGGAAGUACUACCACCGGUAGUACAAAGCCGAGAGCAUCGCCUUCAAUUGACGUUUCUGUUCGAUCACCAACGCCCACCUUUGAAGAAGACGAAUUGGUUGUUUCGUCUACAUCGACUGACCGGCUUGGCAAACCUGCCCCGCCGCUGCCUCCGAAACCUUCAAGGAUGCAAAAUAAGCCCGUUGUUCCACCAAAGCCCGCUAGGUCUGGCCAAUCUUCCAAACCCACCUCCCCCGUGGUCACCCCCAAUCACACAGGCUCUACCAUCAGCGGCCAUUCAAGUCAACCAGAUUAUGUACCGCCAACCAUCGUCACGGAAGGCGCAAAGCUCGAGAUAACCCGACCAAAAAUACCAAUCGCCACACCGCAAAUACCGCCACGAGCAAGACCCCAAACCAUGCCCGAUCCCUCAUCCCUCAAGCCGUUGCAUAUAGCAAGACCUAUGUCCGUCUCCUCGGAAACAUUAAAUGAUGCUACCUUACUGAGAGUGGUAGGAGAGGGAGAGAUCGAUCCAACCAAUUUAGCACCUGCGCAAACCAAUAGCGGAGACAGCUUAACACCAUCUUCACGACAAGCGACCGACCAUGUGCCUAAUAUUCCCGUACCCCCGCUCCUCACCGCGUAUCGACAUAUUCAAGCUAGGCAUGACAAGUUGGACACGGAACUCAAGCUGUUGAAGGAGAAAAAGAGGCAUUUGCUGUCUGGAUCUCAUCCGGACGACGUGACGGAAAGUGAUCUCAAUAGCGCUAUCAUGACCUAUACCUCGUUGACAGCAGACGCCAAACUAACGUUAAACAAGGUCCGCACCAUCUACAUGAGCGCAGCCACCAUUCCCAGUGUACUUCAAUUUCAGCCUUAUCUUGUGGCCUAUCAAAUCACAUUAAUUGAAGCCGCCAUCUUUAUCGAGAUUCCGGUGGAAUGUCUCCUAAUUCAUUCUGCCCGCACUCCUCAGCCACGCAUUGUGGCUUCCACCGAUUUCUUCAACUAUACCACUCGACUGAUUGAGCAUUCCAUUCUCCUACCUCAAGAAGCAUCUCAUCGUGCUCAGCAUAUCAAUCAUUGGAUCAAGGUGGCUGCCAAGUGCCAAGAUCUGAACAAUUAUCAAUCUUUGAAAGCCAUUGUAUCUGCGCUUGGAACGCCACCCGUGCAACGGCUGAAGCGGACUUGGGCAUGUAUUCCUAAGAAGAGCAUGCUGAAGCUUGAAGCCAUGAAUGAAUUGAUGUCGGAGGCCGACAAUUACGGUCGUUACCGGGAGUGUAUGGGUAUGGUGAAUGUCGGUAUGAUCAAUGGACGCAGUGUUGCACAAAUUAAGGCGGAGCAUGCUGCACGACCCACGGUUCCAUUCCUUGGCACCUUCAUCCAAGACAUUACUUAUCUAUUGGCUGCUGCCAAAUCACAAAAUCUUGCCAAACCUACCGAUGAUCCACGUAUCCAAGAGGUGCUUUCCACCAUGGAAAAGUUCCAACGAGGUCCAAGAUACCCGCCCGUCCCCAAUACAGCCUAUAUCAAGUCAUCGACUUCCAGAUCAAGCUUCCGACCCACGUCCUUGACCAGUGCCCUCCAUCGCAGUACUUCUUCCAAGAAAGAUCGGUUGAGUACUAGCAGUUUGUUCAGCAGCGUGGAUGAUGACGAUGAAGAGAUUAGAGAUAUGGAAGAACAACAACAGUUGAUAACCCAGUACUUGUUGAUGCGUCCAUGGGUCAAUGAAGAAACGGUAGAUGAAUUAAGCAGUUUGCGGGAACCUCCCAGUCAUCGUGGCAUCUCUUCCCCCAGCUCUCGCAGCAGUGGUGGUGCAGGCAGUGGCAACUAUACCAGUUCGAUUAUGAGCAAUACCAGUUCGACCUUUGUACGCAUGAGUGCGGGAAAUGGUAGCGGAACCGACAGUCGACCUACGAGCAUGGACGAAUACCCGGAUGGAGGAGGACGCAGUAGUCUGGCCAGCGAGGAUGCGGAGUCGCUCAAGAGAGGGUUUUGGCCAUUCAGCAGGCGAAGUCACGAUGGUCAUCGCCCUACUUCAUUGAUCAACAGCGAUCGUGCUAGCAUUCACUCUCUGCGAAGAAGCACAAGUGAAAUCAAUGUGGGCCAUGACGAGGAGGACGAAGACGAUGAACAAUUUGGCUGGACCAAUCAUUCUUCUCCUGAACCAAAACAAAAUGACCACUUUAAACAAAGUCUUGCCCAUCGUCUUGCUGGUGAAAUUGAACGUCGCCAACAUUGAACUCUUGACAGCUAGCUUGUUGUAUUAAAUAGUUUAUGAUUCCCCUCUCUUCCUAGUUCACUUUCUUCCACAGAUUGUACAUAGUAUUCUCCAAUGUUUCUGUAUGUGUACUUUUUUGUUUUCUCAUCACCGUGUUUUCGCAUUUUUUUUCUUACCUUGCUACGAACAUCAUUGCAAUAGACCUUUUCCAUACCAUUUAUCGUGA
Messenger RNA from Umbelopsis ramanniana AG, 2922 nucleotides. RefSeq lists its product as uncharacterized. The record is from RefSeq and is a predicted model, not a curated record. Gene Ontology annotation, cellular component: plasma membrane. The transcript has 4 exons. Lineage: Eukaryota; Fungi; Mucoromycota; Umbelopsidomycetes; Umbelopsidales; Umbelopsidaceae. Gene Ontology annotation, biological process: positive regulation of GTPase activity; Ras protein signal transduction. Bases 219 to 2717 code for a protein of 832 amino acids. Gene Ontology annotation, molecular function: guanyl-nucleotide exchange factor activity.